Molecule: messenger RNA, 6999 nt
Organism: Oncorhynchus masou masou (cherry salmon)
Lineage: Eukaryota; Metazoa; Chordata; Actinopteri; Salmoniformes; Salmonidae
Product: serine/threonine-protein kinase NLK2-like
Exons: 11
Coding region: 2600-4033 (477 amino acids)
Biological process (GO): intracellular signal transduction; protein phosphorylation
Cellular component (GO): cytoplasm; nucleus
Molecular function (GO): MAP kinase activity; ATP binding
Source: RefSeq, a predicted model, not a curated record
GGGGGAAGGGGGAGAGGGGAUGGAGGUAAAGGGGUGCCAUAUAGACUGCAGUUUGGACAGCUUGAAAGAGGAGUGGAUGUGGCUCCGGGGUGAAAUUUAUCCUAAGUACAGAUGUACUAUAGGAUCAGUUUCCCUUCCCCCAAUCCUAACCAUUAAUGGGGAAAAUGAAAUACUGGCCCAGGAUCAGCAUAUAGGGGCAUUCACCCCCCAGGGCCCCAUUUGUUUGUUUAUCUUUAUUUUACUAGGCAAGUCAGUUAAGUACAAAUUCUUAUUUUACAAUGAUGGCCUACCCCGGCCAAACCCUAACCCAGGCAACACUGGGCCAAUUGUGUGCCGCCCUAUUGAACUCCCAAUCACAGCUGGUUGUGAUACAGCCUGGAAUCAAACCAGGGUCAGUAGGACUGAGAUGCAGUGUCUUAGACCGCUGCGCCACUUGGGAGCCCUUUGUAUUUGAUCCUAUUUAAGAUGUUGCUGUUGUUUACGCAACAGUCACUUUAUCAACUGCCAUUGGUGGCCACGAGAGAGAAGAGGAAAGGAGAGAUCGCGGAAUCCCCUUUUUUUUGUAUCAAAUUCUACUGAACGAAAGAGAACGUUUUCCUGUUCAAUAUGAAACUUUUCCAUUCACAUAGAACCCAAACUCCCAUAACGAUGUUUGGGAUUUUACAAAUGCAUUGCUAUUUCUUUUCCUUGGAAAUAUUGAUUAUACAGUAUAUGAUCACCCAGACGCAGUAUGAGCUGUGGUCCUACAUUGGCUUUUUGCUUUUUAAGAUGAACAGUAUCCCAAGAAAGGACUGUUGCCUUUUCAACAGAAACAUGUCAUCACCAUGUAACUUUACCAUAUCACUUAUCGACAGAUAGCAUCAAAUGGGUAUUUAUUUGUCUGUAUAUUUGGCCACUGAAUGCUCGUCUUUCUUUGCUUCCUAUGAUCUUGUUGUUAUUAUUCUGGAUGCUCUGAUUUUUAAUUCUCUCAAAGUUGAAUUGGUCUGAAAAGUAUUUGUACUUUUGUGACGCGUUUUUGUGAGAUUGCAUUCUAGACUGUUCAUCUGUUGGUGUAGAAUUUCCUCUGUUAAUGUCACUGUAUUAAAGCGGUAGUAUGUAUAACCUAUAUGCACUUUAUCUGUGAACAUGUACAGCAUCUGAUAGAGGUGCCAGUAGAAUAGAAAAUUAAUAUGUCUCUGGAGAAAAAUGUAAUUCUUUCAAAACUUUUGUUUGUUUGUUUUCACUAUAUAGAUGUAGUUAUGAUAAUCUGAAUAGAGAUUAUAUGAACCGUUGAUCUAUUGUCCAUGGCAUUGCUUACACCAGUGGUCUAACCCUCCCCCACCUUUUCUCCUGUCCUUUGCUACCCCCCCCCCCCCCCCCCCAACUCCUCCUACUCACUAUUCCACUACUUCAAACAGCUGAUUUCCAAGAAAGAAAGGGAUCAUUCGGAAGAAAUGGUUAGCAAAUGACAUAGAGAAGAGCGAUUAAAUUAUAUCACACAGUAGCUGGUUUAAUCUCUCUUAGCACUUUUCAUUUUCUAUCAGUGGGUAUGAUGGGGCUAGCUUGUUAGCAAUUUAGCUAGCUGGCAACCCCGGCUAACGUUAUUCCGCUAACGUUAGUGAUGCAAAACUGACUUUUGUUGUGUAAAAUCAAAAGAGGACUUCUUCGCGCUGCGAACCACGCGGGUUGGUAUUUCGUUUCGUCUACUGAAAGUGUUUUUUGGUCAAACAAAUAUAUAGGUCACGAAAGUCUGCUAGCUAAAUACCCGGCUGUCUUAUAUGGGCCAUGGAACAGCUGGUUAGCAUUCGGUCUAAUGCCAGCUAGUUAACGUUCUACGAAUCUGAAUUUCAUUGAUCGACAACUCGAGCUGGAAGAACCUGGUGUUUGCUACCUUUUUUAAAAAUUUGUAUUUAGAUACCUCUGAAACUGGUUAGCUAUAACAUAAGCUAGUGUAUGCAAACACAGGUGUGUGUACUUUUCGGUUUAGCUAGCUCGUUAGUUAACAUCAACCAGACAAAGGUUGCUAUCUGAGCCCGGGGCAAUAAACUAAUGUAGUGCGAGCAGGUAGCCAGGUAAUGUAACAUAGCAUUGUUAGAUAAGGGGAGACUUCUUACUCAUCGUAAAAUUAGGCCACAAAACAGAAAGCACAAAUGUAUUAACAGUGUUAGGCAUUGCUUCCCCCAGCCAGACUGGUUGAUUGAUUAUGUGAUCGCUGGUCAAUUAGAUAGCGUUUGUGUCGAUAUACCUCAGGAAUUUCUGGAUCCGACAGUGUUUUCGAUCACACUGCUGACGUUAUACUUUUGGUUUUCUGUCGUGACCUAACGUUACCUACCUCACUAAAGCCAAUAAUGGUGAUUCCACGACAAUAGUCUAAUAGCAAGCUAAAUAACACUGCUCCUGUUAUUAUAUAGCUAACAAGAUAGCUGCUAGCCAUAUCAGACAUGGUUUACAUUCUCUGUUGCAUGUUCUACAAGCAAGGAACAGAGUCACAACCAUGCCUGCAUAGAAUACUGAAGUCAAGCUCUAGGUUCAUGUAUAUGUAAUGCAUGCAACGCUCAAAGCGAGUACAGUAUUAGACAUAGCUCCCAAACGAACCCUUCUGAUAGGGGUUUGAAAUAGAAUGGCAUUCCAUGGUACAGGCCUGCAGCAGACAGUAUGUGGUAACCUGUUCCCUGGAUCUGAGUUGGGGCAUAACAAGUAUUUUUGCGUCAACACCUCAACUGGAUCCACUUCCACGGGCCUCAGUGCAACUCCAAGUCUAACUGGACCCACUGCCCCGGCGGGGACGCCUCGACACCCGACGUCUCUUGGGGGAAGCACCGGUGGUGGGGCAGCUGUACCACAGCCUCAUAGUAGCCCUGCCAGUGAAGUGCCAAGCCCUGCUGAGAUGGAGCCUGAUCGACCUAUCGGUUAUGGCGCAUUUGGUGUGGUCUGGUCAGUGACAGACCCUCGUGACGGGCGUAAGGUAGCCCUGAAGAAGAUGCCCAAUGUCUUCCAGAACCUAGUCUCCUGUAAGAGGGUCUUCAGAGAGCUGAGGAUGCUCUGCUUCUUCAAACACGACAACGUGUUGUCAGCGCUGGACAUUCUGCAGCCUCCGCAGAUCGACUGCUUCGAGGAAAUCUAUGUGAUCACUGAGCUGAUGCAGAGUGACCUCCACAAAGUCAUCGUGUCUCCCCAGCCCCUCACCACCGACCACAUCAAAGUGUUCCUCUACCAGAUCCUCAGAGGGCUGAAGUACCUGCAUUCUGCUGGCAUCCUGCACAGGGACAUCAAACCUGGGAACCUGUUAGUCAACAGCAAUUGCCUGCUCAAGAUCUGUGACUUUGGGCUGGCACGUGUGGAGGAGCCGGACCAGUCUCGUCACAUGACCCAGGAGGUGGUGACUCAGUACUACCGGGCUCCUGAGGUGCUGAUGGGCAGCCGCCAUUAUGGCUCUGCCAUAGACGUCUGGUCGGUGGGCUGCAUCUUCGCCGAACUACUGGGUCGACGCAUCCUGUUCCAGGCCCAGAGCCCCAUACAACAGUUGGAUCUGAUCACUGAUCUGCUGGGUACCCCUCCUCUCUCUGCCAUGGCAUCUGCCUGUGAGGGGGCCAGAGCUCACAUCCUGAGAGGACCUCACAAACCGCCGUCACUCUCUGUGUUAUACAUGCUGUCGGACGGGGCGACCCACGAAGCCGUGCACCUGUUGUGUCGUAUGCUGGUGUUUGAUCCGGCCAAACGGAUCUCGGGCAGCGACGCCCUCUCCCACCCCUACCUGGACGAGGGCCGUCUGCGCUACCACACGUGCAUGUGCCAGUGCUGCUACUCGGUGCCCAGCGGGCGUGUGUACACGCGGGACUUUGAACCGCCCGCCGACCGGAACUUUAGCCACAGCUACGAUAACAGCCUACUCUCUGUCUGGCAGGGCAAAGAGCUCAUCCAUCACUUCAUAACAGAGCACCAGCAGGGGAAACGAGUGCCGCUGUGCAUCAACCCCCAGAGUGCUGCCUUCAAGACCUUCAUCAGGUCUACUGCGUGGCAUUCCUCCAAAGUCUCCAGGAAGGAGGAGAGAUGAAGGGGAGUGUCGUUCAUGUACAAGAGGAAUCGUGGGAAAUUCAGUUUGAUAAAAAGAACAAGACAAGCUUUGGUCCAUAUAAUCGAGAGAGGCUUGGGUUUCUCUGGAUGAAGGGGGGGUGUGAAUGAAACCGUACGCCAGCCUCUCCGAGAGAAGAACAGUGUCUGUCAGAGGAAAUCCUCACUUUUAUUAAAGACUACAUUUCCCUUCAAUGAAAACUACAGUUCCCAACUGAAAACUACUAUUGACAAUGGGGGAAGACUUGAGGACACCAACGCUAUAGGCAUUUCUGAAAACUAAAAUGUGCUGCUGAAUUUAAAAAAGGAAUAAGGAAAGAGCGAAGACUGGUAGAAGAGGAAAAUUAUUGGAAACAUUUAUUACUAGAAGAUUUGAGGUUGGUUGAGUUGUGCUCCAACGUGGUUGAUGACGGAGACAAAGGAAUAGCUGUUUUAUUAUUUAUGUUGAAUAAUUGUUCUGCUCUGUUAAGUCAUUCCAGCCGCGUGCAAUAUGAUGAAAAGCAACGUGCUCCUGGUGAUACCAUACUCUCUUUACCUGUGCGCUCAGUGACUUAGGCAUGUUAAUGUCACAUUGAUGACCCUACCUUUUUAAGCAUUGAUUCUAUUGAUUUUGGUUUGAUAGUUUCACUGGACCCAUUCUCAAUAUCUUCAGUAAACUGGUCUUAGAUCUGCGCUACAAUGCAACCUCUGGCCUUGAGCGUGGCUCCGUGCUACUUUUAAAUCUUCCCUCCCAAUCUGCCCUUGUCCAUAAGACCAAACCAUUUUCAAGACAACAAAUUGACCGGGUUCUUUGAUUGGGUUCGGCCACAGCAGGGGAGGAGCCUCGCCCAUGUUUUUAAAAUCAUUAUUUUAUAUUUUAAUUUAUUGUUUGAUUUAGCUUCUCUGAGUGGCAGUUUGAGCACAUGUUGUGCCCAUGUACUGAGUAGUCAGCCAUUUCGGUGUGUGUGUGCUCACGUGUGUAGAGUUUAAGGGAAUGUGCAGUUUUCUACUUCAAUGAUCUCAUUACCUCAAACAGUUGGAGUCAAAAAGGGAACCCAGAGAGUCUACUGGGUAAAGUGUACAUAGAUCCAACUCAACUACUACGUACUGUAACGUGAUGUCAUUCCUUUGUACUAAAUCACUGUCCUUAAACUCUCUCCGUCACUCGCCUCCUUUCUCCCUCUUGGAGAGAGGGAAGGAGGAUGAGGGACAGGUGGCAGGAAGAACAGCUUGUUGAAAUGUGUUGGUGAAAUGCUGCUGUGUUUUGGUUUUCCUUUAUUGGUUUAUUUCCAGUUGAGUUCACGGCUCAGGUGUUCCGUUGCAAAGUACUGUGGACCCGACAUCGCAAAUACACACCGAUAUUACUCACCAAUGUGAGUGCCUCAAUUUUUAUUUUAUUUUACCCACAAAGAGGAACUGCAAAGCUCUGUGCGCUGAAGCUCUGACUGGAGCUAGUACUAACUAAAAUGAGGCUCCUGAAGACGCCGUACUGUGCUUGAUGGCAUUGCCGUCAUGGCAGUGGUCAGGCCCUUGUCCCACCACUUGAUGGUGCUAUUGGCAGUGUAUGCUCGGGGGUGAUAGGGAUUGCCAAAAUGUUUCACUUAAACCGGCAUGUAUGUAUUUAUGAUUAAAAAAAAGGGAAGAGGAUUUGGAUGCAGUGCAAUGGGAGUUGUCGCCAUGGACAAACCUUCCUUGUGGUGAUGUUAAUUAGAUUUUAGGAAAUAUUAUUUGUUUUUAUGUGUUUUUAUUUCGGACUGUUUUGUGAUGUGAUUCAUUUAAAAAAAGUUUUUUGGGGGUUUUCACAACUUGGCUAUUGUCUUUAGUAGAGAGUCCAAGCAGGCUGGGUUUUAGAAGAGCUCACCAGGGCCUGUCUCUCUCCCUUACACCCUCCUUUCUUCUCUCUAUCCCCCUCACACUGUCGUCUCGUCUCUGUUUGCCUUUUAUAGCACUAGGCACGAAAAGAAAAGACUCAAACUGUGAGGGACUACUUGAACUUGUCCAAUAAGAAACUUGAUGCAAAAUGUGUUCCUACAGUGUGCACUAAGGAGUAUAACCCAGCUAUGCUUGAGGUAGAAGCCAAUAAGGACAUCAUCCUCAUUGGAGGAGCUUCCUCUGGCAGUUAAAUAGUUUAAAUCAGCUUUUCAUCCUCUCCUUCUUUCCUUUAUUGGCACUGAUGGAAGACAGGUUAAAGCAAUGUAGUAGAGAGAAGCUCAGUUGGGGAUUUGCUUUCACAUGCCCAGUUCUCUUCAGGCCAGGAUCUGUCGCAAAUGGCAACCCAUUUCCUUUCUAGUGCACUACUUUUGAGGGUCCUGGUCAAAAGUAGUGCACUAUAUAGGGUGCCAUUUGGGACGUACACCCUUUUACUGAAGGAAAGGAAGCAAGUUUGUGCAUCAAUAGGCACGGGAGAGAGACUACACCUGGGAAUGUAGAUAUUAGAAAUACGGGAGAAAACUGAUACGUGUGUUUUUGAUUUCUGAAUAUGAAACCGAUGUUUUGAAAAAAAAAAACGUUUUUUUUUUUUUGUCAUGAUAUUUUAGGGAAAGUCUUGACUUGUUCCCAACAAAUACUUGAAUUUCUUAAGAAAACAACUAGAGUAAAGUAGUGAAUUAAUAAAUGGAUAGUCACUAGAUAAUAUUCCUGUAUGGUGUCUGUCCGCUUAUCAAUGGGGAGGGGGCUCAAAGGCCAACGUUACAUUGUACGGUGUCAGGUUGUUGAUUUAGUGGCUGCUGUUAUUUUUUUUGCCUCGUGUUUUAUUUUUUGAGGGUUGUUUUUCUCGCGUUCAGAAAGGUUGGUUGUAAUGUAAUUUCUCUCUGUCAAUUUUUCAACAGGUUCAAUUUCAACGUGUCUGAUAACUGGCUAUUAUGCCUAUUGCAUUAUAGCCCUAAUUAUGUGAUACUGAGAAUUAGAAUCAGUUUAUACAUAUGACAAAUGUGUAUUAUCCUUCAGUAAAGUGUUACCCAAUUUAUCACA